GACAGUUCAUGGGCAAAACCAAAGCUGUCUCGCAAGCCCAAUGAAACAUAACAGAGAAAUGCUCUCGCUCAACACCUCUGAACCCUAACGCCAGCCCCCAAAUCCGUCGACCGCCACCGGCCGCCGCCACGACCAGAUCGGCGUCGGCAUCGGCGCUUGAACAUAUGUGGUGGCGAGCUCCUCCUCAUACGGACCUCCUCUGCGAUCUCUCAGGAAGAGCAGAUGUCGCAAGAGCAAACGGCCAAGCGAGGGUGCCCAGGCGGACACGCCGUCGCCGUCGCCCUCGCCGGCGACCGGCUAAGCGACCUGCCGGACGGCCUCCUCCACACCAUCAUGUCCUUUCUCCCGGCCCCGCAGGUCGUGCAGACGAGCGUGCUGUCGCGGCGGUGGAGGGACCUCUGGCGCUCUACACCCUGCAUAAGCAUCGAGCAGCGGGACUUCCGGAUUACCGCUGGGAGCCAACGCCACGAGCGGGAGGAGAAAUGGCGCAAGCUCGAGAACUUCACCACCAAUUUCCUCUUGUUCCACAACAAUGUUGCGUCCUUGGAUAAGUUCCGGAUACAUACUGACAGUACUCUUCUUCGAGAUGGAUAGAUGGUUGCGACGUGGCAUCAAAUACUGCCCUCAAAUGCUCGAGAUUCUUAUCUCCUGUUCGCGCCCUCCCAUUCUUUUUCCUCAUAUGGGAGCAAGUUCUUGCCGCCUCAAAAGGCUGCAUCUUCACGGUUUGUAUCUGGAAAACCAAUUUGCAGAGCUACUCUGUUCUGGGUGCCCUGUCCUGGAAGAUUUGGAGCUAAGGAGCUGUAACCCAGGUUUUCAAGAAUUUAAGUCGCGUACAUUGAAGAAGCUGGUAAUAGACUGCUGCGACAAUUUCACUGGAGAUCUGGUGGUUAUCACGGUACCUCGUGUUGCUUAUCUCCGACUGGGUAUUUCACCGGGGCGCUAUUCAAAUGGUAUUUUGAUACAUGAGUCGGCUUCUCUCGUCAAAGCAUCGAUUCAUUUACUUUGUCUUGGUCGAACAUUUUCCUUGAAUCACCAACGCUGCCUUCUCGGUAACCUGUGCAAUGUGCUGAAUUUAGAGUUGUCGGGUUUCCAGACAAUGGCGAUACUCAUUCAGGAAUCUGUUGAAUACCCAGUAUUUGCUAACCUGCAAACCCUGUCACUUGAACAAUGUUUCCUUGAUAAAUGCGAUCUCAAUAACAAAUUGGACGCUCUAGGGAGUUUUGUUCAGAAUGCUCCUUGUUUGGAGAAGCUUACUCUCCAAUGCUGCAUGUUUGAAGUAGAAUCAGAGAAAGAGGGGCAGCUCGUGAGGAAACACAUUAUUCUCCAAAGACAGGACCAAAACACUUUCCGGUGCCUGAAGUUGAAGUUCAUAGAAAUCGUGUACAAGGAGGACCAUGAUCACCAACUACUCGAACUUUUGUGGGGAACUGGGAGGAGGCUACCAGAUGCCAGUAUCAAACUCACCAACUUUUUUAUGGACUAAUAUAUUUCCCAAGCGUUUGGUAACUUCGCCAUGAUCCUCUUGCAUCCAAGCAAACAUCACGUCAAUGGCAGAAGUUUUUCUCCAUCGUGGGUCAAACCUAUCCUCGUCGUACGCCUUUCGUGCCAUCUCCCACCAUUCUCCUUCGUUCCUCGACUUCAGAGAGGCCAACUGUCAUGGCCAUCACAUCCGCAUCCGCCGACAUCUUCACCGAGCUCCGGCAAUUGCUACCGAUUCGCAUGAAGACGCCCUCCGGCGCCUCCGGGCCAUGUUCUCAUGCAACUUCCUUGUAAGAUCAUUCCAUGCCCUGCUACUUGCGAUGGUAGUUGGUCAAGGAUUUGUAUUGCGAUUCAGUUUGGUGUCUGUUAAGGACCGUUUGACUUCUAAAACAUUCUUAUUUACUUUGGAAUAGACUUGAUUUCUUCACUGCAGACAACUGAGUUUGAAAAUGCAUCGCAAUGAUCCUAAUGGUGUUAUUUUGCGCGAAUAUGAUAACAUUCCUAGAAAAAAGCCUAUUAUGUGAUGUGAUCAUGCACUCUACGUAACAAUUGAUUUUCAUUGCACGACAGGCUCCAUGACAUCUUGUGCGUGCAUUGGACAAUGCAUCCGUGAUGCAUUCAUAAGCUCCCUUCAACUGGAUCGAAUUGCCCAAUUGAAACUUAGUUCUGUUGGUUUUAAAUGUUGUAGCUAUCAUGGAUCACGUCCGCCCCUGCUCCGCUAAGUGAGCAUCCACUUCCCCUGCUCCGCCAGUUCUCCCAUGCUCCUACCUUGGACCUGUAGACUCAGAGGAUUCGCUUCCUCUGAAUCCAUGGACGCCUCCAGGAAAAAGGCCCGUACAGGCAGCACCUCCGCCGAGGACCGGCUGAGCGCCCUGCCGGAUGCCCUCGUCCACACCAUCAUGUCGUUCCUCAAGGCCCACCAGGUAGUCCAGACGAGCGUGCUGGCCAAGAGGUGGAGGCACCUCUGGCGUUCCGUGCCCAAUCUUGACAUCGACCUGCCAGAGUUCAACAGAAAAAUCAUGGACUGGGACUUAGUCCGACCGGGGUAUGAAAAGUUUGCGGAUUUCACAGAUUAUCUUCUGUUCCAUCGCCAUCAGGAUGGCUCACUCUUGGAUACAUUCCGGCUGCAUCUAAGUUGUGCAUAUCAAGCGAGGCCUGGGGAUGCUGGUAGGUGGGUUCGCCGUGGCCUCAAGUGCUCCCCUAGAGUGCUUCAUGUUCAAUAUCACCAUAGUCAUGGAGCGGCUGAAGUACCUUUGGAAUUGGGGUCUGGACCUUCUAGUUCUUGCCGCCUCACAAAGUUACACCUUCUCGGCCUGUCACUGGACUUCAGUUUCGCAGAGCAGAUACUUUCUGUGUGUCAUGUUCUGGUUGAGCUGGAAAUAAGAAAGUGUUCGAUUUAUUUCCAGAAAAUUACAUCCCCCUCUCUCAAGAACCUGACAAUGGAUGGGUCUCAUGCUGGUUAUGUUGGUUUUGGAGAUCCUCUUAAUCAGCUGAUUAUAACAGCUCCUCAUCUUGUUUAUCUGCAUCUAAACCUUGAGACUCGUGACCACAUCUUAGUGUUAGUAAAUGAAAUGUCAUCCCUUGUGAAGGCAUCCAUGCGUGUCCAGAUUUCCCAUCCUCAAGAAGUUUCCUGCCAAUUUGAGAUUCUUAGGGGUCUGUUCAAUGUGACAAGCCUGGAGCUGUUGGGUUUCAGUAUGAUGGUGCCAGACAAGAAACCCAUUAAAACCUUCAAAAACCUGACAACCUUAUUGCUGGAUGAAUGUGAUCUGGGUGACAAGUUCCAAUUUUUGCGGCACUUGCUGCAGAAUUCUCCCAAUUUGGUUAGGCUUGUAGUGAAGUUUUGCCAGUUUGCAGAAGGUUCCAAGAGAUGGAAAGGGAAGGCCAGGUCCAAGAAGAAAUCGUCCCAGCGCCAGGAUGUGGUGGAUUUCAAUUGCUCGAAGUUGAGGUACACCGACAUCGUAUAUAAGAGCGGUGACAAUGUUCGUCAGCUGGUCAAUAUUUUGCUGGACAUUUCCGACCAUCUACCAGAAAAUGUCAUAACACUUACCAAAGUCGACACUACCGUGUAUCCCUCUGAUGAUUCUGAAUCUGAAUAGCCUUCUUGGGUUGUUCUGAUGCUUGCUACUCAAUCGGCUUACCACGCACCUUGUUGUUAAUGUAUUGGGCUAUCCUGUAAUUCUGACUCGUCAAUUGUAUUUAAGGGUGUGCACUGUGCGUGUUGUUCCUCA
Messenger RNA from Lolium perenne, 3707 nucleotides. The record is from RefSeq and is a predicted model, not a curated record. Lineage: Eukaryota; Viridiplantae; Streptophyta; Magnoliopsida; Poales; Poaceae.